CCGUAGUUACUUUGCCAUACCUCGUGCUGAACCGGUACGGCCCAUAGACCCAGCUGCCUGGAUCUCUCAUACUACCGCACUGACCGGCUCCUUCCCCCAAUACGAGUUUGAUGACCUGCCCCUCACAGUGGGGAAGACAGACAUGGCAACCAUCGUCAAGGUGAUGCAGCUGCCUGGAUCCGGCCUGGAGAUACGAGACCGCAUGUGGCUCAAGAUCACCAUCACUGGUGCUACCAUCGGAGCUGAGGUGGUUGACUGGCUGUACUCCCGAGUGGAGGGCUUUAAGGAUCGGCGUGACGCUCGGAAAUACGCCAGCAGCCUCCUGAAGCACGGCUACCUCAGACACACCGUCAACAAGAUCACCUUCUCAGAGCAGUGCUACUACACCUUUGGAGACCUGUGUCAGAGUGCGUACACACACACACACACACACACACACACCGUCAACAAGAUCACCUUCUCAGAGCAGUGCUACUACACCUUUGGAGACCUGUGUCAGAGUAUGUACACACACACACACACACACACACACACACACAUACCCUCUCACGAAUUCAGGAAGUGCCGGUCCUUUAUAGUGGAGGGACACGCCCGCCCAGGUGGUUAA
Clupea harengus (Atlantic herring) is the source of this 607-nucleotide messenger RNA. It is a transcript of the gene dvl1b, whose product is annotated as putative segment polarity protein dishevelled homolog DVL1P1. Gene Ontology annotation, biological process: canonical Wnt signaling pathway; intracellular signal transduction. The coding region runs from base 143 to 607 and encodes 154 amino acids. NCBI's taxonomy places the organism in Eukaryota, Metazoa, Chordata, Actinopteri, Clupeiformes, Clupeidae. Gene Ontology annotation, molecular function: frizzled binding. Gene Ontology annotation, cellular component: cytosol. The record is from RefSeq and is a predicted model, not a curated record. The transcript has 5 exons.